AUUUGACAGGAGGAGGAAGUAGCGACGCUGGAAACAAGGCGCUCGUUCAGGGGGGCUUUUCUUGACAUGAAACAACACCUGUAACCUAAGGCUGUUAUACCACACGUUGAAGAAAGAUAUGUCUUAAUGUAUUUCAUACUCAGCAGGAGAACAGAGAGGGUGGAGACAAAGAUUUUCGGAUUAAAAGGAAGGAUUUGAUAGCAUGCAGUGAUGCCAGGCUUGCCAACAAACCACACAGCAGCUGAGGCCAGCAUUAGGGAGACGUCAUCUCGUCCACACGUCAUCCAGAUGAGGCAUGCUGGAAGUAUGCAGCCCAUGUAUAGAAGAGAUGCUGGAGUCUGGCACCAAACAAGAGCCCUUCUCUACAAGAAUCUCCUCAUCAAAUGGAGGACCAAGCAACAGAGCCUUCAGGAGUUGAUCUUACCUCUGCUACUGUUGGGUCUCCUGAUACUCAUCAGCACCCUCAAUCCUCACGUUUAUUAUGGAGGCAUCAGCACUAUGGAGCUGGAGCGUGACGACCACUUCUUCAAGGGCCUGGGCUACACACCGAUCUCUAAUAUCACCAACCACAUAAUGGAGGAGGUGGCCCAGGAGAUGCACAUGCGGGAUCGUCUGGAGAUGUUUGCCAGUGAGGAAGACCUUGAGAACGCCAGCCUGUACGAGCCUUCCAGCUAUGUUGGUGUUGUGUUCAUGGACAGCACUGCCACCUCAUACAGGCUACGCUUCCCGUACAACCAGCUGCCUCUACCAAGCGAUUACACAGAAUCUUUUGCCAACUGUUUUACUAGCUCGGUGAACUGCAGAGCAGCUAAUUACUGGUAUUCUGGCUUCAUCCGCCUCCAGUCUCUGAUCGAUGCAGCCAUCAUCCAGAUGCAGACGAAGCGAUCAGUCUGGAGUGAGAUGGACCUGAAGGUAGUCAUGAUGGGCCAGCCAGGCUCUGUGGAGGUGCAGAAAUUCCCCCACGCCCUCAUCUCCAUCUACCUGGUCCUGGCCUUCACACCUUUUGUCACCUUCCUCAUCGUCAAUGUGGCAGCUGAGAAAGAACAUCGUCUCAAAGAUACCAUGACCAUGAUGGGGCUCUAUGACACGUCUUUUUGGCUUUCAUGGGGCCUCCUGUAUGCUGCUCUGGUGACAACCAUGUCCCUCCUGAUGUCCAUCAUCGCUACUUACACGGCCCUAUUCCCUAACAGUGACUUCUUUGUCAUUUUCCUCCUCAUCUUCCUCUAUGGAAUAUCAUCAAUCUUUUUCUCCUUCAUGCUGACUCCGUUGUUUAAGAAGCCCAAGUUUGCCAGCACGAUUGGCUCCAUGCUGACGGUGGUGUUCGGCUGCCUGUCACUCUUCACCGUGCUGAUGAAGGACUUUCCACAGCCACUGGUCUGGCUCCUCUGCCUACUCUCACCCAGCGCAUUCUCAAUCGGAAUUGCACAGGUGGUUUACCUGGAGGCUCAGGGAGAUGGUGCAGUCUUUUCCUCGCUGGCCAAUGGCCCCCAUCCUCUCUACGUACCUCUGCUCAUGUUGGUUCUGGACUGUGUUCUCUACCUUCUCUUGGCUAUCUACUUGGACCAGGUACUGCCUGGUGAGUUUGGAAUGCGGAGGUCUUUGGUGUACUUCCUGAAGCCUUCCUAUUGGUCCAAACGAAGGAAGCGCUACGUUGAAGUGAGCUCAGUGUACGACGCAGAGGUGAAAGGAGCUCCUGGUGGGGACGAGUAUAUCGAGCCGGUUUCACCUGAGUUCAGAGGCAAAGAGGCCAUUCGCAUCAAUAACAUCCACAAAGUGUACAAAGAGAAGGACAACGUGGUGGAGGCUCUAAGAGGUUUGACGUUUGACAUCUAUGAAGGCCAGAUCACGGCUCUGCUGGGACACAGCGGAGCUGGAAAGUCCACUCUCAUGAACAUCCUGUGUGGAAUCUGCCCGCCCACUAACGGCUCGGCGACCAUCUACGGCUCCCCUGUAGCGGAGAUCGCAGAUGGGUCAGAAAUGAAGCAGCUGGUGGGAAUCUGCCCCCAGUUCAACAUCAUCUUCGACGUGCUCACGGUGGAAGAGCACUUGAUGAUAUUUGCUGCUAUUAAAGGAAUCCCACCGGCGGAGAUUGCUGCUGAGGUUACUAAAGUGCUGAAGGAUCUGGACCUGGAGAAGAUCAUGACUGCUCAGGCCAAGAACCUGAGUGGAGGCCAAAAGAGGAAACUCUCUGUGGGCAUUGCCAUUCUAGGAGAUCCUAAGAUCCUUCUCCUGGACGAGCCCACAGCAGGCAUGGACCCCUGCUCCAGACACCAGGUGUGGUCGCUGCUGAAGAGCCGCAGAGCCGGCAGAGUCACCGUCCUCAGCACACACUACAUGGACGAGGCUGACAUUCUCGCUGAUCGCAAAGCUGUGAUUUCCCAAGGACAGCUGAAAUGUGUUGGCUCUUCCCUGUAUCUGAAGAUCAAGUGUGGCGUUGGAUAUCAUCUCAGAAUGUCCAUCAAUGAGAGAUGUGAAGCUGAAAAGAUCUCAUCACUGGUCAAGCAGCAUGUUCCCAAGGCAAAGCUGGUGCGACAACACGAGGCAGAGUUGACAUUCACUCUGCCUUUUGAGAGCAUGGACACAUUCUCAGGCUUGUUCUCGGAACUCGAUUGCCAACCCAAUCUGGGAAUUAUCAAUUAUGGCGUUUCCAUGACAACACUGGAAGAUGUUUUUCUUCGUUUGGAGGCAGAAGCUGAAGUUGACCAAGCUGACUACAGUGUGUUCAAUCGGGAGCAGGCAGAAGAUGAGUCUGACAGCGCCUCUUUGGAUGAUACAGACCAGCGGCUGCUGACGUUCUCAGACAGCAAGUCGGAUGUUGUGAUGGGUCACGCUCUGUGGCGGCAGCAGUUCAGCACCGUGGCUUGGCUGCACAUGCUCAACAUGCGACGGGAGAGGAAGGCCUUUGUUUACACUCUGGCCUUGUUCCUGGUGUUUGUUGCGGCAGUGCUUGUCCUAUCACUGGCCACAGGAAACAUCCAGAUUCACUCCCCAGAUCGUCAAUUUCUGCCCAUUUACCUCCUCAAAAAGAACCAGGCGCCCCGGAGGUACAGCACCAGUCUCCUGGUUCAGAACUCCUCAGGCUCUGAUAUUUCUGACUUCAUCCACAACCUGGAGUCUCAAAACAUCAAAGUGGAGAUGAUGAAACAAAGCGACUACAUGGCCGCCGCUCCCCACAGCGCUGCCAUCAAUGUAACAGGAUCCAGCAAGGGUUUCAGAUACAGUGUUGCAUUCAAUAGCACGACAGUUCACUCCUUGCCUAUGGCUGUCAAUAUACUAAGCAACGCUCUGCUCAGAGGUCUGAAUGGUACUGGGCAGAUCCGUACAUGGACCAAACCAUUUGAUUAUCAAAUCCCAGAUGCUACGUCCUACGCUCUGGUGUACAUAGAAGCAAUCCUACUGGGAAUGCUGGCAGCUGGAAUGCCUGCAUAUUUUGCAAUGGACCACACUCGAGACAGAGAGAUUAAGUGUCGAUCUACACUGCGUAUCUCUGGUCUGGUACCAUCAGCCUACUGGUGCGGCCAAGCAGCUGUGGAUAUCCCGUUCUACUACAUCAUCCUCUCCAGCAUGACCAUCAUCCUUUUCUCCUUCCACACUGGAAACCUGCUCACCUCCAGCAACCUCACCGCUGUGGUCCUUUGUACUGUUGGCUUUGGUCCGGCCAUGAUCCUCUUCACCUAUGUGUUUUCUUUUGGCUUCGCCCGAGUCCAGAGCAACAGGGAUUUCUUCUCUGUCAUCUCCAUGAUGGUAUGUGUGGUGUCAGCCUCGCUGGUUCAGUUGUCAGUUGUGAACGACAGUGCUGGACUGACAAGAAACCUGCACAACAUCUUGUGUUUCUUCAACCCUCUGUACCCUCUGAUGGGCUGCCUCAACUGCGUCACCAAGGCGACCUUCCUCCCCUCUCUGUAUGAAGAGAACUUCUUGUGGAAAAACCUGCUCAUUGCGGUUAUAGCUCCAUAUCUCCAGUGCAUCCUGCUGCUUUUCCUGCUUCGUUGGCUGGAGCUCCAUUACGGAGGGAGGACAAUGAAAAACGAUCAGUUCUGCAGGAUCUCUUCUAAGUCAAAGCCCAAAGUGGAGAGAAAUCCAGAAGAAGGGCUGAAUGAGGAUGAGGAUGUUCAGAUGGAGAAGGCCAGAGUGAAGGAGGCCCUCACCUGCCAGUCCUGUGAAGAGAAACCGGUGGUGGUUGUUAGUAACCUGAGGAAGCAGCACAAGGGCAGAAGAGAAGGAUUUUCUCUGAACAAAACAAGGAAGGUGGCCACGAAGAACAUCUCUUUCUGUGUUCGCAAAGGUGAAGUACUCGGACUGUUGGGCCCCAAUGGAGCAGGAAAAAGCACCAUCAUGCAUAUGUUGUCUGGUGACACUCACCCCACUGCAGGCCAGGUGCUGAUGGGCGACUACAGCACAGAGUUUCGUCCUGUGGACAGUCCGUUGGAACAUGUGGGUUACUGUCCACAGGUGAACCCUCUGUGGCCCAGGAUCACCCUGCAGGAGCACCUGGAGAUCUACGCUGCCAUUAAGGGUCUGAGAGGACAGGACGUACCAGGGAUCAUCAAACGUGUUGUGAACGCUCUGGAGCUAAAGGACCACUUGAACAAACAAGCCAAGACGCUGUCAGCAGGACUGAAGAGGAAGUUGUGCUUUGCCUUGAGUAUGAUCGGGAAUCCUCAGAUUGUUUUACUGGAUGAGCCGUCAUCAGGAAUGGACCCCAAGUCUAAACAGCGCAUGUGGAGGGCCAUACGCGCUGCUUUCAAGAAUCGUCAGCGGGGAGCCAUCCUCACCACGCACUACAUGGAGGAGGCGGAGGCCGUGUGUGACCGUGUAGCCAUCAUGGUGUCCGGCCAGCUGAGAUGUAUCGGCUCCAUCCAACAUUUAAAGGGGAAAUACGGUCGAAGCUACAGUUUGGAGGUCAAACUCAGAGAGGAGCUGACUGGCCUCCAGCAGGUGGCGCUGUUGCACAAGGAGAUCCUCCGAAUCUUCCCUCACGCUGCCCGGCAGGAGAGCUUUGCUACUCUGAUGGUCUACAAGAUCCCCAUGGAGGAUGUCAAAUCACUGGCCGAGGCUUUCUCUCAGUUAGAGAGUGCCAAGCAAUCGUUCAACUUUGAAGAGUACAACUUCUCCCAGUCGACCUUAGAGCAGGUUUUUAUGGAGUUUGCCAAGGAGCAGGAGAACGAGGAGGAAGAGGUCGGAUCCCUCAGCACAACGUUCCAGUGGCAGCGUCUGCGUCAGGACGGCCCAGUGUCCGUCAACCACACCGACAGCAUCGUGCACCAGCUUUGAAACUCUGACUGACAGAGGGAGCAGGCUGGUGACUGACCAGGACGGACCAAUCCCAGACCUGCCAGGCUUCGACGCCUGAGGGUUCACGCCAGCACUCGCCCGCUCCACGCACACUGAAGUUCACCGCCCGUAAACGAACAGAACAGUCCUGGGUGGGGGGGCUCACAUACACUGGGACUGACUGUGUGUGUGUGUUCAGGCUCAGGGCUGUUACGGCCCUUUUCUCUGGGUCUGAGGUGUGCAUGUGUGUAACCCUCGUCCACUGGUGCUCCGUGUUUUCUGAAUAGCGCUAACCGAGGGGCUUUCUCAACACACUGAUGUGACACCUACUCCUCUUUCUAUAACGGUGUUUUUUUAUCUUCACAGGGAGUCAGUUAAAGUAAAAAUAUAUAUAAAUAAUAUAUAAUAUUUAUGCUUUGUAAUCCGUUCCAUCCAUUCUUCUCUGAGGGAGACGUUACAGUAAGUGUGUUUGCUCGUCUCUUCAGAUGUUUUUGUCUGUUGUGUUUGUGAAACUGUUUUUUAAGCACUACCAGAACUGAGAUCCAUCCACGAUCGUACCAAAGCAGCACAUCUCUGAACCACACACUACCACACCUCUUCACACAGUGAAACUGAGAUGUACUUUUUGUUUUUUUUUUGGUGUCAGUAGCAUGUGCAUAAAUAGUUUGCAUAAUAGUUCUAUAAUUGAUGCGGGGCAGUGGAAUUAGGCGAUGUCUGAAAUAUCCCAUUUUGCUAACACACUGGAGAAGAGAUGCUACAGCUCUCCACAGUCUUUGGACCUUAACGAAGCCCCCGACUAACAAUAACAGAGUGUUUUUUUUUCUCUGAGGUUGAAGUCACUUCUCCUCAUUUUACACCAGCAUGCACAUCUUAACAUUUAAUCUCUGCAUUCUCCAGGAGUGUUUCAGCAUGCACGCUCAUGAAGAGGUAGAUUAUGUUGUGGUAGACAGAUGUUGGGAUGAGGGUUUUUGGAUCGCUGGUCUUGGUCCUGUGGCCUUCCUCUCUGUAGGUUUAGCUUUGAACCAGAACCCAUAGUUUGGGAAUGUAGUGUAGAAUAUGCACACCAGUACAUGUAGCACACUGCCCUUGUCACACAUUAGCCAGGGCCGAUGACCUCAAAAAAAUAUGGAGAUGUGAAGCUCGAGGUUGUGUUCAGAUCCAGAUGUUUAAGUCGUCUCUCAUCCAGGUGUUGUGAAGAUUUUUGAUAACAGAUUUUUGAAUGUACGUUCGGCCUCUGGUGAGAGGAGGGUUUGUUCUUCAGUGGUGACCGCGCUCUCGUCACGCUGUUUCACUUUGGUGCCACUUUUACUCACACAGCUGUGUUUUGUUAACUCUAUCUAACCUGUUAGGUGUGCGUGUGUGUCUGUGUGCGUGAGAGUGUGUGUUUCUUGUGUUGUAUAUAUUGUGUGUAGCUGCGGCUAUGUCUGCAUAUUUAAUCAAGCAUUUGUACUAGCAGGUGCGUUGUUGGUGCAAUACCCAUCAGCAAACCGACAAAUUGUAAUUUUGUUCCUUGACAUUCAGGUGAGAGUGAGAAUAUUCUGUCUACUUAAAGGGAUUUAAAGGGACAUUUUGUUGAACAGACUUAUAAAUAUGUGAUCUGAUGGGUUUCAUGUUGAUGAUCAUAUCUGAGUGCUGGCUUGGUUAAGCACAAGAGGGUGGACAGUUGACCACUCGGUCCUCAAAACUCAGCAUUAGAAGUUUCACAGAGGAAUUAUUAGUUGCAGGGUUAUUGUACUGGAUUUAAUGACACAGUCUGGUAUGUUUGUUUUGUCCUCCUCUGCAGUACUUAAUCUACGUUAACAGAGCUGCAGGGGAGCAGAAGAUGGUUUAUUUUAAAGACAGCCUGAGGUUUUUUGAUAUGAAGUAUAGAUACCUAUUUGUAUAAAACAUCCGAAAGGGUUCAUUUUCUGUCGUAAACUCUCAGAUUCAUGGCACACAUGCUGAAAAAUGUCUGGUAUACAUUUACUUUAAAGGAUUAGUUCACCAGAAAAAAAAUGAAAGUUGGCUAAAGUUUUAAGUCUAACAGAUGUAAAACAUUUCUGGAGAAUCACAGCAAAGCAGCGAUGCAUUUUUAUGUUUUUUUUAGUCCUCAGCUACUUCACUUGUUUUGCUGUGAGGCUCCUGAAAGGUUUUGUGGCCUAUAAAAUCUUUCCAUUGGCAUGGAGGGAGGAGAUGAUGGAAUUUUCUUUUUUUGGGGUGAACUGCUCCUUUUAACAUGUUUAUGCAGUGGCUUCUAUUCAUCUGUUAGGACUUUUGUUUGCUGGUUUACCUGCUACGCCGUCAUUAAUGAAGUUGAGAAAGAGCGAUCAGUCAUGAUGAUGGUUAAGAAGUACGAAGCCGAUCAACUUUCCAAACCUUCACUACAAACAUUAGAGCACAUUACAGACACCACAGAUUUAAAUAUACUUAUCUUGAGAGAGUGAGUGGGAUUAAUGCCUUAGGUUCUGUCCAUGCACUGUUCUUUUUAAAUGUGAAAACUUUAUUUAAACCCUGUCAAUGUUUUAUUGCACACAUGUAGCCUUGUUCCAUCAAACAGGGAACAAAAACACUGGCUCUGCAUGUUGAACAUGUGUGGUGAGGAUGGAUGGGUUUCUAUGGAUGUCAUAUACACACUAUAUGUUUUAUAUUUGUUUCCCAAGUGCAAUGUAGAGUAUUUGUUCCCAAAAGUGAACAUACUUUGAACUUUUUCGUGCUCCAACAUUUAUGUGUGUCAGUAACAUGUAGCUCCAAUAUAACGUCACAUUGUUUGCACCCGUCUCCUUCUUGCUAUCAGAACAAAAAGCAUCGAGUCUGAAGUAUUUCACACCAAGAAAACCAAACUUUGGCUCUGUGGAAAGUGGAGCAUUUAACCGAUUGGCAUAGAAAGCAGAGCGGGUUACAUUUUUCUUUUCCUGGUGGUGGUUAAAUUGCACUAUUUCUGGGAAAUUUUAUAAACCUUUCUUUAUAUUAUGCAAUCUUUGUAAGAUUAUUUGUUCACUGAUUUUUAUUUUUUAAAGACUGUGGUUUAGCUGUGUGCUGUAUUUUCUUCUGUAUCGCCCGCAUGUCUGGAUGGACACUUGUCAUUAAUGAACUCUACGGUCUCUACAUGACCCUUUCAUGAAUAAAUGUUAAUCCAAACUAC
Acanthopagrus latus (yellowfin seabream) is the source of this 8395-nucleotide messenger RNA. RefSeq names its product ATP-binding cassette, sub-family A (ABC1), member 5 (gene abca5). The transcript has 39 exons. The coding region runs from base 211 to 5274 and encodes 1687 amino acids. NCBI's taxonomy places the organism in Eukaryota, Metazoa, Chordata, Actinopteri, Spariformes, Sparidae. Gene Ontology annotation, molecular function: ATP binding; ATP hydrolysis activity; ABC-type transporter activity. Gene Ontology annotation, biological process: lipid transport; transmembrane transport. Gene Ontology annotation, cellular component: intracellular membrane-bounded organelle; membrane. The record is from RefSeq and is a predicted model, not a curated record.